UAUUAUAAUUACAUCAUGGCAAAUAAAAAUCAUUCACACUCAUAUUUUGUUUCACUUCUCAUUUUUCUUCUAUGGCUUUGUUUAUACAUGAUAAUCACUUUCACAUAAUCUCCUUGUUCUUGUUCUUGAUUACUUUGCCAACAUCAAUUUCCCAACAACAACUUAACAAAUAUGAAGAGUGUCUCAAACCAUACACAUGUGGUGGUGAAUUAUCUGUAUACUAUCCAUUUUGGGGACAAAACAGACCAAAUUAUUGUGGCAGCUACACCAAUCAAUUCAACCUCAAAUGUGAUUCUCAAAACACAUCUAUUCAAAUUGCUUCUCAAAAUUUCCAAGUCUUACACGUUGAUCAACUCGGUUACACCAUCAAAAUGUUUCGAAAAGGCCUUGUUUAUGAUAAUUGUUCUUCGGCUUUAACCAACACUUCUUUAGACUUGAGGCACUUUCAAUAUAUGCCUAAUGUGAGAAACAUCACUAUUUUAUAUAACUGUCCUAACGAUAUCGAGUUUCUAAAUGGCACGAAAGCAAGGGUGAACUCGUUUUCGUGCAAGGAAGAUAAGAAAAAGCGCGCUUUCUAUGCAGAUUCUGCAUUAGCAGAAGGUAUAAAAUGUGACGGAGUUCGACUUGAAGUUCAAGUAACACAGGAAGUGGAGAUUGGUGGUGGAAUUGAAGAGUUGAACAAAGCUUUGAGUAAUGGAUUUGAUGUUAAAUAUUUUUCAAAUUCUCAAGAAUGCUUAAAAUGUGUUUUCAGUAAUGGAACUUGUGGAGGGAAUGAUAGGUCUCAAUUUUCCUGCUAUUGUCCUGAUGGAACUGAAGGUUUAGAUUGUUCUCAUCUCCACGACAAUGGAUGGAAUUGGAAAAAGAAGUUUGGUGUAGGGGUUGCUGUUGCUGCUGUGUCCAGUGCAAUUUUUGUAGGCAUUGCAUUCUACAUAUAUUAUGGUAGAAAGAAGAAAAAGAAUAUUCAUGCAGUAUCAUCUACUAAACUAUCUCAUAGUAUUUCUAGUUCUAGUUCAGAAAAUUCUGAGAAUGGAAGUAGAUAUCAUGGAGUCCACUUCUUCACCUACAGUGAACUUGAAAAAGCCACAAACAACUUUGAUUCUACCACAGCACUAGGAGAUGGAGGCUUUGGCACAGUCUAUUUUGGAAAACUGCGAGAUGGACGUUUCGUUGCGGUGAAACGCAUGAACGAAAACAACUAUAGGAGAGUUGAGCAAUUUGUGAAUGAAGUUGAGAUCUUAACCGGCUUACACCAUCAAAAUCUUGUGUCACUAUAUGGAUGCACUUCACGCCACAGUCGCGAACUUCUACUUGUAUAUGAAUAUGUUCCUAAUGGAACUGUUGCUGAUCACCUUCAUGGUAAGAAAGCAAAACCCGGCAUGCUACCUUGGCAUAUCAGAAUGAACAUUGCAAUAGAAACUGCUAGUGCAUUGGUAUAUCUUCACGCCACCGACAUCAUCCAUAGAGAUGUGAAAACAACCAACAUUCUCCUCGACAAUCAUUUUAGUGUCAAAGUAGGAGAUUUUGGACUUUCGCGUCUAUUUCCAAUCCAUGUCACGCACAUUUCAACUGCUCCACAAGGGACUCCUGGUUACGUGGAUCCGGAAUAUCAUUUGUACUAUCAACUUACUGAUAAAAGCGAUGUAUUUAGCUUCGGAGUUGUGUUGAUUGAGCUGAUAUCGUCUAUGCCUGCUGUCGAUAUCUUGAGGAAAAGGCAAGAUAUCAAUUUGUCUAACAUGGCUAUUAAGAAGAUUCAAAAUGGAACAUUGCAUGAGCUUGUUGACCCUACACUUGGUUUUGAAUCAGAUUUCAAGAUAAGGAAAAUGAUCAAUGCUAUGGCAGAGUUAGCAUUUCAGUGUUUGCAGAAUUCUAAAGAUGUUAGACCUUCUAUGGUUGAAGUGUUGGAAAGGCUUAAGGAUAUUCAGAGUGAUGGAACAUAUAAAUCUAAACCUGAGGUGUUGGAUAUCUCAGUAGAUGAUGAUGAUAUUACUUUGAUAAAAAAUGAACCACCACCAUCAUCACCAGAUUCAAAUACCAUUAUUUUCCCUGAUAGAACAUAGUUGAAAUUGAAUAUAUUCCUCAUAAAGUAUUAAUUUACAUUACAUCCUUGUGCAUAUCACAUUUUUGCUUUACAUUUCUUCUGCUAUAAUUAUAAAUUAAAUCUAUCAUCAAAAUUGCAAACUAUUUCACUUUUGUUAAAAUUAGCAGGCAGGCACCAUUCCAUGGAAUAAAAUAUGACAAGAUUUAAUAGUAA
Messenger RNA from Trifolium pratense (red clover), 2251 nucleotides. RefSeq names its product LEAF RUST 10 DISEASE-RESISTANCE LOCUS RECEPTOR-LIKE PROTEIN KINASE-like 1.2. Lineage: Eukaryota; Viridiplantae; Streptophyta; Magnoliopsida; Fabales; Fabaceae. The coding region runs from base 72 to 2057 and encodes 661 amino acids. Gene Ontology annotation, biological process: protein phosphorylation. Gene Ontology annotation, molecular function: ATP binding; protein kinase activity; polysaccharide binding. The transcript has 4 exons. The record is from RefSeq and is a predicted model, not a curated record.